Messenger RNA from Microtus oregoni (creeping vole), 2195 nucleotides. RefSeq names its product Era like 12S mitochondrial rRNA chaperone 1 (gene Eral1). Gene Ontology annotation, molecular function: rRNA binding; GTP binding; ribosomal small subunit binding. The transcript is spliced from 10 exons. Gene Ontology annotation, biological process: ribosomal small subunit assembly. The record is from RefSeq and is a predicted model, not a curated record. Gene Ontology annotation, cellular component: mitochondrial matrix. The coding region runs from base 11 to 1369 and encodes 452 amino acids. NCBI's taxonomy places the organism in Eukaryota, Metazoa, Chordata, Mammalia, Rodentia, Cricetidae.
UUGCGGCAAAAUGGCUGCCCCCAGACGGCGCUGCGCUGGCCUAGUUCGGUCUUUAUUCGGGGCCUGGCAGCUGGGCCCGCAGGCUGGGAGGGAGUGGAUGGUUUCGCCCGGCUCGCUUCUAGGUAACCAGGCGAGGUGCGUGUCCUGUGUCGGGGGUGCCAUUUCCUCUGGUCCCCUCCUGGCCGCCGCUUCUGGUCGCUAUGGUCAGGAUUCCGCCUUGGACCGAAUCCUUGGAUUCCCUCAGCCUGACAGUUCGUUGGCUCCGAGCGUCCCCGCGGUGUCGGUACAUCGAGAUGAGCAGAAUCUGCUCUUGGUCCAUACUCCUGACAUGCCUGAGAAUCCACGGGUCCUCCGAGUGGUCCUCCUGGGAACUCCAAAUGCAGGAAAGUCAACACUCUCCAAUCAGCUGCUGGGCCGUAAAAUGGCCUGGGCGGGAUCAAGGAUCUCACUGGAACCUCUUUCUUCCUGGAAGGUGUUUCCUGUCUCCAAGAAGGUGCACACCACUCGAUGCCAAGCUCUAGGGGUCAUCACAGAGAAGGAGGCCCAGGUGAUUCUGCUCGACACACCUGGCAUCAUCAGUCCUGUUAAACAGAAGAGGCACCAUCUGGAGAUGUCUUUGUUGGAAGACCCAUGGAAGAGCAUGGAAUCUGCUGAUCUUGUUGUAGUUCUUGUGGAUGUGUCAGACAAGUGGACCAGGAGCCAGCUGAGCCCCCAGGUGCUGCAGUGUUUGACCCGCUUCUCUCAGGUUCCCAGCAUCCUGGUCUUGAACAAGGUAGAUUGCUUGAAGCAGAAGUCAGUUCUCCUGGAGCUGACAGCAGCCCUCACUGAAGGUGUGGUCAAUGGCAAGAAGCUCAACAUCAAGCAGGCCGCACACCUUGGCACCCCCUGCCCCAGUCCUGCAACUAGGGACCCCAGUACUCACUCAGUGAGAAACCCUCAGAGAAUUGGCUGGCCCUACUUCCAGGAGAUCUUCAUGUUAUCAGCACUAAACAACAAGGAUGUGAACACACUAAAGCAGUACCUUCUAGCACAGGCCAAGCCAGGACCCUGGGAGUUCCACAGCGGAGUCCUCACUAGCCAGACCCCUGAAGAGAUCUGUGCCAACAAAAUCCGAGAGAAGCUCCUAGAGUACCUGCCUGAGGAGGUGCCCUACAGUGUGCAGCAGAAGACAGUGAUAUGGGAGGAAGGACCAAGUGGGGAGCUAGUGAUCCAGCAGAAUCUUCUGGUACCCAAAGAAUCUCAUAUGCGGAUCCUGAUUGGCCAGAAGGGCCUCUUGAUCUCCCAGAUUGCACAGGAAGUAGGCAGAGACCUCAUGGACAUCUUCCUCUGUGAUGUUAACAUCCGCCUCUCCGUGAAACUUCUCAAAUGACCAUCCUCUGUUGCUGUUCCCAGGGCCUCCCUGCUCAAGCUUUUGGGAAAGUAACUGACUAGAACUACCCUGUGAAAGGGGGGGGCUGCAGGGCUGCUAAGGGCCAUGGACACUGAGUGGCUGCUAGCCAGCCUGGACUUGUUGAGUCUGCACAGUUUCUGCCCAACCAUGUUUUCCGUUGGAGGAGAGAAGCUGCCUUAGCUCAGUUCUCAGGUAGUUCCUCUGCCUAGGGUCUCAGCUAUGUAGGUCUUAGAAGUCCAUCCCUGUGGUGUGAAUAGGGUCAUCCCAUUCAUCCUGUAGCAUCGGACCCAAACCCAAACUCUUGCCCUGUUUCCAGUUGUUGGUAGGAAGAACCUUUCUCUUUGUCCCCAAGUUUCUCACUUUGAAGUUACAUAAGGACCCAUAUAUUUCAUUUUUUUUAAUUGUUUAUUUAUUUGCAUUGGUGUGUCUGUGUAAGGCUGUUGGAUCCCCUGGAACUGGAAAUACAGACAGUUGUGAACUGCCUUGUGGUGGCUGGGAAGAGCAGCCAGUGCUCUCAACUACUGAACCAUCUCUUUUCAGCUCCUCCUCCCCACCUUGAGACAGGGUUCUUACUAUACAAUUCUGGUUGACUAUUGCCAUGUAGACCAGGCUAACUUUGAACUCACAGAGGUCCACCUGUCUUGCCUCCUGAGUGCUGGGAUUAAAGGCGUGCGCCACUACUGCUGGCUUCUUCUUUUAGUUCUUAAACGAGAGUCCCAACCACCUGUUCACCCAAGUUCUUGAUCCCUCCCACCCUGUCCUGCUACCCAGACUUGGGUGCUAAUAAAGUUAAGUGACAAGUGUU